AUGUUCGUCAGGUCGGCAUUAGCAAUGGCUUUGAGCCAUAGUAGUAUAAGCUUAACAACAACAUUAGCAUCCAUUUCUCCAAAAGCCCAAUUUGUUAUUGCUCCCAAGACCAACCCUUUUGUCUUAGAUUCUAGUUGCCUUAAAGUGCACAAAAGAAGCUCCAUUUCUGUUCGAGCUAUGGGUUCUUCUGCUUCUUCUUCUUCUUCUCAGAAACCUGACAGCAUUCAAGUGCGUUAUGUUAUUGGAAUUCUAUAUCACGCCUUUCAUACAUCAAAAUUCUCAGUGAAAAAGGACUUGAGAGAUCUCAAAGAUGAUGAUGGUGUGGAACAGUGGACUAAUAGAUAUCAUCCUUUAUUUAUGGAGAAGCUGAUUGAUAGUCUCAAACUGUGGUGUCCAAGUCAACUGACUGAUUUGAUUCUUUGUGGCAUGGUGAAUCUUGUUGAUUUAGGGAGAUUGUAUUCUGAAUGUUUAGUGACAAGAGAUGUUGACUAUGCCUCCUUGAGGGAUGAAGAAUGGAAGAAGAAGCUUACAGACGAACAAUUUUACAUCACUCGACAAAAGGGGACUGAAAGAGCUUUCACUGGAUCAUCCACUAAAUUUGACAGUGGAACUGGUUGGCCAUCGUACUAUCAGCCCAUAGGAAAUAAUGUGAAGUCAGAGUUAGACUUGUCAAUUAUUUUCAUGCUUCGUCAGGAAGUUGUCUGUGCUGUUUGUAAUGCUCAUCUAGGGCAUGUAUUUGACGAUGGUCCCCCACCCACAGGACAGCGUUAUUGUAUCAAUAGCGCUUCCUUGAAGCUGAAGCCCAAAUAA
Dovyalis caffra is the source of this 810-nucleotide messenger RNA. NCBI's taxonomy places the organism in Eukaryota, Viridiplantae, Streptophyta, Magnoliopsida, Malpighiales, Salicaceae. The record is from the annotation of a GenBank genome assembly.